AUGCACUUUCCGACUCGGGCUGCCGUAGGGAAGGGAGCUGUCGCCACAUCCACCCACCUGCAAUGGACGGUCCCGAGGAACAGUUCCAGCUUCCUGAUCGAGACGAACAAGCAGACGUUCAGCACCGACCCCAAUAACCUGAAGGCUCCCAACUCCUUUAACGACAACAGGCUGAUUCACCUCUACACUGUGGGCGAGAAGCCUGGGGCUGAUGGCAGACGCAUAGUGGUGGCCACGAAGCGGAGAUCCCUCCAGGGAAAACCCACUAGCCCCGUGACCACCACGAACAAGAACGCCUCGGCCACCCUCGGAAGCAUCGGGCACAGGAUCCACAAGAACAAGGACCACCCAGAUCCGUACGUGGCCGCCAUUCGCACAGUCGGCUCCAUCCCUCGCAGCCAGAAGCCUGUGACGGUGAAGAGGAAGAGGCCCGCCCCACCAAGAGCUCCUGAGCACCUGCCCCCCACCUUCAAAGCAAUAGAGAUAAUUUAUGACACCAUAAUGGUGAAAAUAACGCGUUAA
Molecule: messenger RNA, 522 nt
Organism: Lynx canadensis (Canada lynx)
Lineage: Eukaryota; Metazoa; Chordata; Mammalia; Carnivora; Felidae
Product: 60S ribosomal protein L28-like
Biological process (GO): translation
Cellular component (GO): ribosome; cytosolic large ribosomal subunit
Molecular function (GO): structural constituent of ribosome
Source: RefSeq, a predicted model, not a curated record